CAGAAAAUGAGAAAUAACAAAAAAAGAUGCAGAGCUAUCAGACCUCAAAUAAUGCAAAAAAAGAGUUCAUAUUCAUUAGGUUUUAAGAGUUUAGAAAUCAAUAUGUGGUGGAAUAACCCUGGUUUUUAAUAACAGUUUUCAUGCAUCUUGGCAUGUUCUCCUCCACCAGUCUUACACACUGCUUUUGCAUAACUUCUUGCCACUCCUGGUGCAAAAAUUCAAGCAGUUCAGCUUGGUUUGAUGGCUUGUGAUCAUCCAUCUUCCUCUUGAUUAUAUUCCAGAGGUUUUCGAUUAAGUAAAAUCAAAGAAACUUAUUUUUAAGUGAUCUCUUUUUUUUCCAGAGCUUUACAUCAAGUAAGAGUUCUUUAGACCUUUAUAAUGUUUCUUUCUCUCAGACAUCUCUACUGAAAAAAAAUGGUUAUUCAUGGAACUAAACUUGGUUCUUCUAUGGCACUGCUCAAAGAACAAUUUGAAACACCUUAUUUUAAGAGCGUUUGCAUAGUACACCAUAGAGACUUCUUAAUAAAAAAUAUUUCUUGAUAAUAUCUGAAGUGUUAACACACUUUUAACCACAUAUAGUAAAGUCUGUUUACUUUCCAGUGUUUAUGUGUAAGAUACACAGUCUGUGUAAAGGGAAUAAGAGAACAGUAUUACUACAGUUUACUGCAGAUGGAUCUGUAUAGCUUCAGAAAAAAGUGGAUAAUGUGCAGUGAAAUUAAUCAGUGUAUUAUCUGCACAUAUUACACACAAUGUAAUAUAUGCAUGCAAUUCCUGCAUUAGUCCCAGCAAUAGAGUGCAUAAUUACUACAGCUAAAUGUAGAUCACACGUGCUCUACACCUCCCACACUUUGGCAGGUCCAUUGUGUUUCCAUAGUGAUACAAUCUGUUACCAUCACGUUCUAUAGAUGUUGUGAGCCUUAUGGAGAGCGCAUGGCAAGCCACUAGAGAAAGAGUAUGGAGAAUCUGUGUGGAUCUGAGAUGUAUGUAGCUUUAACAUUUGCUCUUUAUGACAUGAUGAAUAGUGAAAAGAUCAUUUACAUUUUGUGAAGGCUCUUUAAACUCACUGGAUUAAUUCAGCAGAAGGUUCAUCAGGGAUCCAAACAUAGUUCCAUAAGAUUUUCUGUUGCACCAAAGACUUCUUUGGCCCAUGUAUUUUUAAGAGGGUUGCCUCCCUCAAAUUCCACCCUGCGUUUAUCUGUAAAACUAAAUUAACUGGACCAAUGUCAUUCCCUAAAAUGACUUUUUUUCUCAGUGGAAGUGUUAAAACAAUAUUAUUUUAUCCUUCUUCUGUGAAGAUGUCAUUUAUACAUACAAGGUAUCUGUGUAAUUUAUUUUUAUACAAGAAAAAUAUUUUUGGAGCAAUAUCAGUUUUGUGUUUACUAUCACACUUUUGUUGAUUUAAAUACCAGAACAAACUAAUCUAAAUGUUAAAAAAUACCAAAACUUUAAGCUUUUUGGUAUUUGGUCACAAACCCUUUCAGCAAUCAUGUUGGAGCUGUACAAUUCUUAAUGCUUAAGUUUUGUCUUCAGUGGAUUUGAGCAAACAUUCCUAAUCUUUAGUGGAAAUCAAUGUAAAGAAAUAUUAUAAGUAAUUUUGUAAAUUUCCUAGCAGUCCAUUCAUUAAAUUUGGAUGCACUGUGAAGAAGAGAUGACAUUUAAAAUAAUUAUAAGUUGUGUAAAACCGUUAUGCUAUUCCUCACAUGGCAGUAUCUGGCUUAGGGCUGCAACUCAUUGAUAUCACCAGGCUCCUGAUAUCUCCCCCUGAGCAGCUCUGCCAAACCUUAACGGCUUUUUCUAUUUUGUCCAUUUAUGUUUUUAGAUUGUUGUCUUGCUGCAGUAGGACUUUCCUCCCAUAAGUUAGAAAAUGGAACGAAAGAUGUUUCUGUAGUGUUAAAAUAAAUAAGAGCGUUUGACCACUCUGUAUUGUAGAAUCAAAACAUUUUAAACAUAUACUGACAAGCUUAAAGUCAUGAGACAGGAACUACUGUCAGAUCCUAUGAUUUUUGUCAUGUCUGAUGGAAGCUUAGGGACACUGGCCUGUAGGAUAGGUGCCUCCUGCUUUGUUGAUGUGUUUUUUGCCAGAGAUGCUUGACUAUUUGCAUGGACAAUUCUAGCGAGAUGCUGCUAAAUAUCGGUAAUCAAGUUGAAUCUGGAAAAUAUAUGACUAAUACACCUCCACCAUAAAUACAAAAAUUAAUUUGCUGUUCUAUUUUUGCAAAAAAAACUAAACGUAGAUUUUAGAUCUGUUUAAAUUUCAGAAUUACAGUAUAUGACAAAAAAUUCAGAAUACACACGAAGCAAACCCUCAAACAUACAGCACUAGGCUUUAUGAUUUUCAUUUUUUUAUAUGCUGUAACACUGCAUAGAACAGGCCUUAAGACUACACGUAGGUGGAUGAGUGGGCAGAUGGGGGUACAGGGUCAUUAAUUCAUGAACCCUCUAAGCUACAGAGGCUGGACCUUAAGAAGAGCAUGGAGGUUGGUUGUUAUGGUAAUGGGUGAUAUUAGUGUAUUUUCCCAUCUCUAUACUCUACCAGCCUUUGCUGGUAGAAUUUCCAGCAAGAAUCACCAAAACCAAAUGAAAUACAUACUAUGCUAGUCAAGAGCUGGAUGCAUUGCUCUAAUGAUUUUUAUCAUAGGUUUAUAAGUUGUAUGACCAGAGGAGGAUGUUUCCCCUCUUAAUAUGUGAGCAUUGGUUCCUUUUAAGGUUUCUUCCUUCAGCACUGGGAGGAGUUCUUCCUUGCCACGGUCACAUGGUCAAUGUUUUACGUUUUGUCUGAUUUUCUGCUGCUAUCUGCUAAAUUUAUGUAAGGCUGGUUUGCAACAUCAUCAGCUGGAAAAGCACUAUAUAAAGGAUUUGUAUAUAGCUAUGUUUGCACCAGGGUGGCCUGAUCAGCCUUGUCACCACCUUGAUCAUUCAAAACCAGUGUAGACCAUCCAGAACCAGCUACAAUGCUGUGAAAAAGUAUACUAACAUUUUUCAGAUUAACAAGUCGAUUUUUAAAUCAGAGAAAUAUAUAAUAAGCAAAUCUAAAAAGCAGUUUUCAAAUGAUAAUUGAAUUAUUAAAGGAGAAAUCUAUUUAAACCAACCUGUCCCUAUGUGAAAAAAGCAUUUGAACCCUAAGCCUAAUAACUUGGUUGUGCCACCAUUGGCAUCAACAACUGCAAUCAAGCAUUUGUGGUAACUGGCAAUGAGUCUAACUCCUUGGCCCACUCUUCUUUGCAGAAUUAUAUUAAUUCAGCCACCUUGGAGUUUUUGCACAUGAACUGACUUUGAAUUUCAGAAUUAUACUUUUAUUUGUUAGUUUUAUGCCAAAAAAGUUCCACUUUUGCCUCAUCAGUCCACAGAAUAUUUUCCCAUUCCUGGGGAUCAUCAAAAUGUUUGUUAGCCAAUUUGAUACAGACCUUUGUGUUCUUUUUGGUCAGCCUUUUUAUUAUUGGAUCAUGAACACUAACCUUAACUGAGGCAAAAAAAAGACUGGCAGUUGUUUUGAUGAUGUCCUGGGUACUUUUGUGACGUCCUGGAUGAGCUAUCUAUGUCCUUUUGGAGUAAUUUUGCUAGUCCGGUCACUUCUGGGAAAGCUCACUAGUGUUCCAUUUUAUGUUCAAAAUGUGAAACGUAUACAUUAGAUGUAUAACACACAGAGUGAUCUAUUUUAAGCAUUUAUUUCUUCUGUUGUUGGUGAUUAUGGCUUACAGCUAAUGAAAACCCAGAAAUCAGUGUCUUGGGAAAUUUAAUUAUUAUAUAAGACCAUUUGGUACUUUUGAUAGUGGCAAUGUUUUCCCAGAAAAUCUUACAGCACUUCAUGCUUUUAUAGGAAAUGCGGAUUUCUUCCAGAAAUGAAAAUUUCCAGCAGGAAAAUUGGUACACUGCCCACACUGCCAAAAGUACCAAUUUGUCAUAUAUAAUAUUCAAAUUUUCUGAGAUACUGAUUUGUGGGUUUUCAUUGGCUGUUAUAUGAUUUUCUGUAGACUUUUCAGCAAGCCAAAGCCUCAAAAACACAUUAAUACAUAACACAAUCGUGACUUGUCAGCAAAUAUACUCGUUCUGUUUGGACACAAACUCCCACGCUAUUUGGCCAAAGCGAGUGAGAUUUUUGAGAGAAAAGGAGAAUUUUACUACACAGUUUGCUCUCUGAACUGAAAUUCGUUCUCACUACGAGUGAACCGCCUACUCUACUAGUUACUAGCGGGGUUUUUUUCAUUUGUGCUGCUUUUUCUUCUCUAACGGCAGCAGGUGGCUUUUCUUCUCGCCCGGAGAAUCCUUAACGUCCUCUUCCCACGCAAACCUCUCCUCACUCGCUUCUCCCCGGGCUUCGUAAACCGCGGACAGGCUGUUGUUGGAGAGAAGUCGCACAGGAAGACUGACUGCGGAGACUGGAGGCUACAAACUACCACAGAUAGAUAGCCUCGGUCCUCACAGACCAGCGCGCUGAGGGAAGACCGAGAGAGCGAGAGGGUCACUUUCAACAGGUGUCCCAUGAAACCUGCCUCCUGGACCAAGUCUUGGAGCUGAUUAUGAAUGAGAAGCCUCCGAACAGCAACAGCCUCUUCCUGAACGAGGACUCUGAGAAGCCCCAUCUCCCCGAGAAAGACCUUCACUGGCUGCGCAGAGCCAUGCACAAACGGGUAUCGGGAGCUCGGAACAAGAUGUGUUCCAUCACCCGAGAAAGCAUCAAAGGCUUUCUGCGCCGCAAUACAUUCGUGCUCUUCACCGUGGCAGCCGUUGCUGUUGGAAUCGUGUUGGGAUUUGCUCUACGUCCUCACAAUUUGUCCCCAAGGGAAAUAAAAUAUUUCUCAUUUCCUGGAGAGCUGCUGAUGAGGAUGCUACAGAUGCUGGUUUUGCCUCUCAUCGUGUCCAGUCUUGUUACAGGUAUUUCUUCUUUGGAUAGUAAAGCCUCUGGAAAAAUGGGGGUGCGAGCCAUCGUUUACUACAUGCUGACCACUUUUAUAGCUGUGUUCAUUGGCAUUGUCAUGGUGAUCAUUAUAAGGCCUGGAAAAGGGAACAGAGACAGCCCAGUGUCCUCUAGUGGCAGCAUUGAAUCAGUGCAAGCUGCUGAUGCGUUUCUGGAUCUCAUCAGAAAUAUGUUUCCACCUAACUUAGUGGAGGCCUGUUUUAAACAGUACAAAACUCUUUACAAGAAAACAGUUUCCACCAGAAACAUCACCGUUAUGGUUAAUGCAAGCGAAGGCAUUAAUGCUACAGAGAGCAACCUCGUGGGGAAUUUCAGCACCGUCCUACAGAUUGUCCAGGAGACAGUGGAGGAGACAGUUCCAGUGUCCGGCUCCUCUAAUGGGGUGAAUGCUCUGGGCCUGGUGGUGUUCUCCAUGUGCUUUGGCUUAGUGAUUGGGAAUAUGAAGCAGCAGGGCCAGGCUCUGCGGGAAUUCUUUGACUGCCUCAAUGAUGCCAUAAUGCGUUUAGUAGCUAUAAUUAUCUGGUACGCUCCAGUUGGAAUCCUGUUCUUGAUUGCUGGGAAGAUUGUUGAGAUGAAAGACCUGGCGCAGGUUGGAGGGCAGCUGGGCAUGUACACGGUGUGUGUCAUCAUUGGUCUGCUCAUCCAUGGUCUCUUUGUUCUGCCUCUGCUCUUCUUCCUUGUUACUCGGAGGAACCCUUUCACCUUCAUUGGUGGUCUGCUCCAGGCUUUGAUUACUGCCUUAGGAACAUCUUCCAGUUCAGCAACCCUUCCAAUUACCUUCCGUUGCUUGGAGGAAAACAACCACGUGGACAAGCGUGUGACACGCUUUGUGCUGCCAGUUGGAGCCACCAUCAACAUGGAUGGUACAGCUCUCUAUGAAGCUGUGGCGGCAAUUUUCAUAGCCCAGGUCAACCACAUGGACCUGAACUUUGGGCAGAUUCUUACUAUCAGUAUCACAGCAACUGCUGCCAGCAUCGGAGCAGCAGGCAUCCCUCAGGCCGGUCUGGUAACCAUGGUGAUUGUAUUGACAUCGGUGGGACUGCCCACCGAGGACAUAACGCUCAUCAUUGCUGUGGAUUGGUUCCUAGAUCGCCUCAGGACCACCACCAAUGUGCUGGGGGACUCGUUAGGUGCUGGCAUAGUGGAGCACCUGUCCCGGCAGGAACUGCAGUGCCAGGAUGCCGAGAUUGGAAACUCUGUGAUCGAGGAGAACGAAAAGCCCUACCAGCUCAUCUGUCAGGAGAAUGACUCGAGCAUCAAGCACCGCAACAGUGAAACCACAAUGUAAUUUACUGUACAUCACACACAAACAGAACCUGCAAGGGUUAAUGUUUAAACUACUGUUACUACUGUUACUUACAAUAUCUCUUGAAGAUAAUGUUCAAACACAGGAUAACAAGCCAUAGCCGUAUGUUUAGAAUAUAGAAAUGUCUGCCACAUUAUUGUUCAUCUUUAGGGUAUUUUCGAACGUCUGCUGCAUAACUCAUUUAUAUGUGACUGGGUCAUUAGACUAAUACUUCCCCACAACCCCCUAAAUGGACCAAUAAAAAUGCUCCAAAAUGGCAUUGAUCACCAUAUAAAGUUCUGAAAGUCUGAAGAUACACAAUUUUUCAUCUGACAAUGAUAUUCUCUUAAAUGACUAUACAAUUACAUUACAUUAUCACUUUUUAAAUAAUACUUCAGUCUUAACUGCUAAAAAAAAAGUUUUCUGUACCCUAUUCUGUAUUUCUCUUAUAUCAUUAAUGUAAUCUAUUUUCACUAAUGUGUUAGGUGUGUAGUUUCAUUUGAAGCAGUAAUUGACAUAUAAAGUUAACUUGUAAAGUAAAACAAAACAAGAUGUGAGUAAGAUAUAGUAUUAUCACUGUAACACAAAAAGCUUUAUAUCUAAAUUCUGUAUUUUUUUUUAUUGUGCAAAAUUUAAUGAUAAAUGGGCUAAUAGAAAGGCUUCGAAAUCACUUGAAUUGGAUAUUUUUACUUUAACUUACUUUUGAGUUUUUUUCUUCUCUUUUAAAGUUAAAUCGCAGAGAUACACAGUUUUUUCUGACAGCAAUUAUAUGUAUAUUCUAAAACUAAGCAAUUAUUUGAUUCAUUGUUAGUUGAACUAUCAUUCAAUUCAAAUUGUUGUUUGAUGCCUUAGGAUAGUUUCUUGAAGUUAUUUAAAAAAAAAAAAAGUCAGACAAAAAUGGAUAGCCAAGUAGUUUGUACAUUUCUUUGUCUUUUUCUUUUAAUACAGAUCUAAUAUUUGUGCAUUUUAAUUUAGUUAUUUAGUUUGGAGUUUUCCAAUCUUUCUUUAUUCCUUUGAAAACAAAAUAAGGAUCAGAACUGAAAAGGUUUACAUUUAGUUCCCACUUCAUAUUGAUUUAGAAAUGUUCUACACUGGCUUAUUUGUUGCUUAUUAGCAAUUAGCUUCCAAAAAGCCACAUUAUCAUUGAGUUAUAUACAUUGUAAAUAAAAAACAAUAACAAACUAGUGUUUUCUAGUGAACAGUACUUUUUGUUGUGAUGUUGCAAAAGAUGGUAUAACACAAACAUACAAAAAUAGUAAGAAUCUUACCUCAUCUGACAGCACAAGAUUGCCAAUUAUUGUCAGUUACAUAGUAACUGAUGUUUAAGUAUAUAAUUGUAUAUAAUGUGUUUGUUGAUGCGUAUUUUGGUGAUUUAUGUUGCGUUUAACUUAUUUUGAUGUUAACUGUAUGUAACUGUGUGAAGGAAAACAACAAUUAUUUUAAUUAAUUAUUGUAAAUGUGUUUUUUUGUAUGAUUUUUAAGUUGAAGUUUUAUCUGUAUAUAAUAUGCCUCAUUCAUAAUAACAACUACAAGUAAAGCCCAUUUUUGUAUACAUUACAGCAUAUAUAAAGAAAAUGUGAUCUGUCUAGAUAGAUAGAAUUAUUUAUUAUAUAAUCUAUAUUGUCUGUGAAUUUAGUAAAAUGUGAUUUUUUUUAAUGUUUUUUCUUUAUAUUGCCACUAUGCCUGGGUGUUUAUAUUAGGUUUUACUUUAAAAUAUUUUUUUCCUACUUUUUGUUUGUGUCAACAUUUAAAGCAGCAUUCCAUCACAUUAUGUUUGCAGCACGUGCAGUGUUUGUGUGUGCGUGAAAUUGUAUUUAUUCAGUUUAUUAAGUUACAUGUGUGCUGAUGGUUAUUAGAUAGAAUAUGCUGUGUUCAGAUUGUAUUUUGGAAGAAUGUGAAAGACAAUGACAAAUAAAUGCCUCAGGAAUUAAAA
This is a messenger RNA of Astyanax mexicanus (Mexican tetra), 8133 nucleotides long. RefSeq names its product solute carrier family 1 member 6 (gene slc1a6). The coding region runs from base 4518 to 6203 and encodes 561 amino acids. The record is from RefSeq and is a predicted model, not a curated record. Gene Ontology annotation, cellular component: plasma membrane. The transcript is spliced from 10 exons. Gene Ontology annotation, biological process: L-glutamate transmembrane transport. Lineage: Eukaryota; Metazoa; Chordata; Actinopteri; Characiformes; Acestrorhamphidae. Gene Ontology annotation, molecular function: neutral L-amino acid transmembrane transporter activity; L-glutamate transmembrane transporter activity; glutamate:sodium symporter activity.